ACCUUAAGGAACCAUUUGAUUUGGGUCAUUUUGUUAAAUACUCCCGUACUUGCCAUGAAAUUCCCAAGUCAAUUAUAAAGUACUAUCCCAAGGAACCCAACUACCGAGUCGUCCAUUUCUCCUGAAAUUCCCAAUUCCAUUGCCACCAAAAAGAAACAAGAAAAUCCCAAUCCACUGUACCCACCACCAUGACACCACCACCAGUCUUCAUCUCCUCCGCCGCUCUCCCAACCCUCCUUUCUCACAAAUCCCUCAUCGACCACCUUCAAUUUUCCCUCCCCACCUUCACUUCCACCACUCAAUCCCAUCUUCGCCAUGCCCACCAAACAAGCCCUUCCACUUCUCUCCUCCUUAUGCCUUCUUGGUCUCUUUCCCCUUCACUUCCCUAUAUUGGUGUCAAGCUAGUCACUUAUCACCCCAACAAUUCCACCCAAAAUUUACCUGGGGUUCACGCAAGUUAUGUUCUUUUUAAUUCCAUCACUGGACAAACCUUAGCCACUAUGGAUGCCACUGAACUCACUGUCUACCGAACUGCUUGCAUCUCAGCUUUAGCUUCUAACUUCUUAUCAAGACAAGAUUCUGAAACCCUUUUGAUGAUUGGUGCUGGUACUUUAGCACCACACUUGAUCAAGGCACAUCUAACAGUUAGGCCAAAUUUGAAGAAAGUGAUAGUAUGGAACAGAACUGCUGAUAAGGCAAAAAGGGUGAUUGAAAAAUUGCUAAGUGAAGGUGGAUUUGAAGGGGUGAGUUUUGAGAGUAAUGGGUGUCUUGAGGAAGUUGUGGAGUUGGGAGAUAUAGUGAGUUGUGCAACGAAUUCGGAGACGCCAUUGGUGAAGGGGGAGAAGCUUAAAGAAGGGGCGCAUUUGGAUUUGGUUGGAUCAUUUAAGCAUUCGAUGAGAGAGUGCGAUGAUGAAGCGUUGAAGAGGGGGAAAGUGUUUGUUGAUAACGAGGCUGCGUUGGUAGAGGCAGGGGAAUUAGUAGGUGCAUUUGAGAGAGGGGUUAUUACAAGGGAUGAGAUUGCUGGGAACUUGUUGGAAUUGAUCAAGGGAGAAAAGAACGGCAGAACAACUGCUGAGGAGAUUACUGUGUUUAAAUCUGUUGGUUCUGCUGUUGUUGAUCUUCUCACUGCUCAAUUGGCAUAUGAGACUUACAUGAAAAGUUGUUAGUGAGAGUUACUUAAUUCUGUUCUCAUAUAUUCUCUGCGACUAUAUACAUCAUAAUAAGAGAAGAUAAGGAUUUAUUUUCUCUGAAGUGCUUAUUCUAGGUUUCAAUAACAUAGCCAUGCAGUUUAAUGUUGUUUAUCAAGCCAUAUCAAAAGAUGUAAUCUUUGGACAGGUUUUUACCUGGACACCGUGGUUAUUAUAUACUUCUUGUUGAAGUUUGUGA
Nicotiana tabacum (common tobacco) is the source of this 1386-nucleotide messenger RNA. Its product is annotated as protein SAR DEFICIENT 4-like. Gene Ontology annotation, cellular component: cytoplasm. The record is from RefSeq and is a predicted model, not a curated record. Lineage: Eukaryota; Viridiplantae; Streptophyta; Magnoliopsida; Solanales; Solanaceae.